AUGGCAUCGCCUCUGCCCUGGCUCUACAUGAUUCUAUGGGUAGAAAAUAUCGUAGGGAAACUUGAAGAUGAAGGAAACCUCUACUCCAAAAACAUCAGUCGGAUCCUGGACAACUUACUUGAAGGCUAUGACAAUCGGCUGCGACCGGGAUUUGGAGGUGCUGUCACUGAAGUCAAAACAGACAUUUACGUGACAAGUUUUGGGCCCGUGUCAGAUGUGGAGAUGGAGUAUACAAUGGACGUUUUCUUCCGCCAGACUUGGACUGAUGAGAGGUUGAAGUUUGGGGGACCAACUGAGAUUUUGAGUUUGAAUAACCUGAUGGUCAGCAAAAUCUGGACACCUGACACGUUUUUCAGGAAUGGCAAAAAAUCAAUUGCUCACAAUAUGACAACUCCUAACAAACUCUUCAGAAUAAUGCAGAAUGGAACCAUUCUAUAUACCAUGAGGCUUACCAUCAACGCUGACUGUCCCAUGAGGCUGGUGAACUUUCCAAUGGACGGGCAUGCUUGUCCACUCAAGUUUGGGAGUUAUGCUUACCCCAAAAGUGAAAUCAUAUAUACAUGGAAGAAAGGACCACUUUACUCAGUGGAAGUCCCAGAAGAAUCUUCAAGCCUCCUUCAAUAUGAUCUGAUUGGACAAACAGUAUCUAGUGAGACAAUCAAAUCUAACACAGGUGAAUACGUAAUAAUGACAGUUUAUUUCCACUUGCAAAGGAAGAUGGGCUACUUCAUGAUACAGAUCUAUACUCCUUGCAUUAUGACGGUCAUUCUUUCCCAGGUGUCCUUCUGGAUUAAUAAGGAGUCUGUUCCGGCCAGAACUGUCUUUGGGAUCACCACUGUUUUAACCAUGACCACUCUAAGCAUCAGUGCCAGGCACUCCUUGCCAAAAGUGUCUUAUGCGACCGCCAUGGAUUGGUUCAUAGCUGUUUGCUUUGCUUUCGUCUUCUCUGCGCUUAUUGAGUUCGCAGCUGUCAACUACUUUACCAAUCUUCAGACACAGAAGGCCGAAAGGAAGGCACAGAUUGCAGCCUCAUCGCCAGUGACAAUAGCAAAAGCGACUGAACCCUUGGAAGCUGAGAUUGUCUUGCAUCCUGAUUCCAAGUACCAUCUGAAGAAAAGAAUCACCUCUCUGACAUUGCCAAUAGUUCCAUCCCCCGAGGCCAGCAAAGUCCUCACAAGAGCUCCCAUCUUACAGUCAACACCUGUCACACCCCCACCCCUCUCUCCAACCUUUGGAGGUACCAGUAAAAUAGACCAGUAUUCUCGGAUUCUCUUCCCAGUUGCAUUUGCAGGAUUCAACCUUGUAUACUGGAUAGUUUAUCUUUCAAAAGACACAAUGGAAGUGAGCAGCAGUGUUGAAUAG
Molecule: messenger RNA, 1362 nt
Organism: Hippopotamus amphibius kiboko
Lineage: Eukaryota; Metazoa; Chordata; Mammalia; Artiodactyla; Hippopotamidae
Gene: GABRA6
Product: gamma-aminobutyric acid type A receptor subunit alpha6
Exons: 9
Coding region: 1-1362 (453 amino acids)
Biological process (GO): synaptic transmission, GABAergic; signal transduction; regulation of postsynaptic membrane potential
Cellular component (GO): postsynapse; dendrite membrane; GABA-A receptor complex
Molecular function (GO): GABA-A receptor activity; transmitter-gated monoatomic ion channel activity involved in regulation of postsynaptic membrane potential; GABA-gated chloride ion channel activity
Source: RefSeq, a predicted model, not a curated record